UCGCCUCCUGCUCGCCUAGCGACCGUCAUAUUGGCUGUCAAGAAAGAACGAAGACACCACCGAGAGACCGAGGCUCAAAAAAAUCUGGCCCUGGAUCAAACGGGCAUUCCAGAGUGCCACAAUUAUAUACAAUUAAAAAGUUUUUCCUCAUGUAUGUGUAAAAAACGGACCUCUGGAAUGUCCAGUCGGGAUCUCGCGCGUUAUAACCGUCACGGGAAAGCGUAUCUAGGAGAGCUACGAGUCUGACAUCUUUACAUAGCCAUCUUUUUACAGACAAAAGAGGGCUGACGAGCCGCCGACCAAGCUAUCCGAGGUUCUUGUCUCUAGUCUAUGGAGAAAGUCGGAAGGAUGUGGAGCAACCUCAGAAGCAGAUGUCAAACCCUCUUUAACUCCAGUGGCUCAGAAACAAGUGUAUGGAAUGUAGACAUGGAUCACGUCCACUGUGUAGUGGACAUACGUGUACCCUCUCAUGUAGCACACACGGGUGAGUCCCAGGACGAUCAGGGCUCUGCUCCUUCACAGGUCACCUUAGGAGGUGGGGGACAUAGAGGACACAACUGCGUGGCAGAUAGUCCCCAAUUUGUCGAGAUCACAGUUGACAAAGAAAGCGAGGAUACACGAAGUGUCCCACUUUUGCGUAGAGAUUCUUAUUCCCGACAUGCUCCAUGGGGAGGUAAGAAGAAACACUCUUGCUCCACUAAGACACAGAGUUCCCUGGAGGCAGACAGGCGGACAGGACGUUCGAGAGGUAGCUCAGGAAGACGGGAACGUUGUUAUGGGUCCAGCUCCAUCCAGGAAGUGAGUGAUAACGGAGGAGGGGUAAGUGCUCGGAGUUUAAGUGUUCGCUCUGUACGGCAACGGUUGAAGGACACUGUUGGCUUAUGUUUGCCCUUGCCAUCACCCCGCCGCCCUCGGUUGGCCAAGAGCCAGCUGUCCUCUAAGCGCAAGAUCCACAUAACAGAGCUUAUGCUGGAAACCUGCCCGUUCCCACCGGGCUCCGAUCUGGCCAACAAGUGGCAUCUCAUCAAGCAGCACACAGCACCAGUCAGCCCGCAUUCCUCCACCGCAAUGCUGGACGCUUUUGACUCAACACAUCCCUCCCCAGAGGAUGAGGAAGAGAGGCUCCGUGAACGUCGUAGAUUAAGUAUAGAGGAAGGUGUUGACCCUCCUCCAAAUGCACGGAUUCACACACUGGAGGCCACAUCACAGAGAGCUACACUUUACAAACUGGGACCAAAGAUGGCCCCCUGUUCUGAAGAAGGGCUUGGGGAGGUCAAGGGUUUGGGGGCUGGAACAGCAGGGUUGUCCGGGAUAAUGGCCCAAGUUGGGGCGAGUAUGGCAGUGCCAUCCCAGCCUGUUGACUGUGACUCCGAGGAGGACUCAACCACUCUGUGUUUGCAGGCACGGAGGCCUAAGCAGAGACAUGCCUCUGGAGAUGGCCAUUCCUCCAGGCAGCCAGGACCCUGGAAGGUUCACACACAGAUUGACUUUAUUCAUUGUUUGGUGCCUGAUCUACUGGCUAUCACAGCUCUUCCCUGCUAUUGGGGAGUGAUGGAUCGCUACCAGGCAGAGGCACUGUUGGAUGGCCGACCAGAGGGCACUUUUCUACUACGUGACUCUGCCCAGGAGGACUAUUUAUUUUCUGUCAGUUUCCGCAGAUACAACCGUUCUCUGCAUGCACGCAUUGAACAGUGGAACCACAAUUUUAGUUUUGAUGCACACGACCCCUGUGUCUUCCACUCCUCAACAGUCACAGGUUUGUUGGAGCACUACAAAGACCCAAGCGCCUGUAUGUUUUUUGAGCCUUUGCUCACCGUCCCCUUACAUAGGACCUUCCCUUUCAGCCUGCAGCAUCUGGCUCGUGCUGCUAUCUGCAGUCAGACAACCUAUGAUGGCAUUGGUGCCCUGCCACUGCCACCAGCUAUGCAGGAUUUCCUCAAGGAGUAUCACUAUAAACAGAAAGUACGUGUUCGCUGGCUAGAAAGAGAACCACCUUUCAAGGUCAAAUAAGGCCUGGAUCUACAGCUGAUGGAGGAAGGAGAUUUGAAGACAAAAGAUUCUGCCAAUAGUGUUGGAUCAGAUCAACACCAGGCUUUUAACAUAUGGCAUAUAUUCAUUUUUUUUUUUAUAUUAAAUGCUUGGAAUACAUGUUUGGUAAUAAUCAGAAUGUGCUAUCUGACAAGCAUGAGUAUUUGCUGAUCAGGACAGGAUUGAAAUGUGUUAGUAAUUACUGACCAGUUUCUUUUAUGAUAGCUAAUGGAUAUGCUACAGGCUGCCUGCUAAAAUGUCUGCAUACCGGUGCAUUCUCUCUCCCAUUUUAACUUCUAUGGUCCCAGGACAUUUCCUGUAAAAAUGAAAAUCAAGCUAGGUAAAUGCUCCUGAAUUUACAUUCCUUUAGAUAUAUUGAAGAUUCAUUAUAUUAAUCAUGGCUAAUUUCCCAGAAACAAAUUAAAACGACUAUUAAGAUGGGCAGAGAGGAUAUCAGCAGCUUUUAACACUGGGCUUGUCUUUUUAUUGCUUAGCACAAAUGUACCACACGAAGAAGAGGAAAUUACCAGUAAAAAAUGUUUCCUGUUAUCCACCAGCUACAAAGAGAGUACUUGCAAAUACACAGUCAUGUACGAUGUGCUGCAGGGUAGAGGCUGCGACGUUAACUCUGGGCACAAUCACACAGCACAAGUAUAAAAUAGCCUGUUACCACGUUUUUUGUGAGCGAGCGACAAACAGGCACCUAGUCUUUUGAGUAGUAAACGUUUAAAUUAAACAUACAGUAUGCAGUAUCAGAUGAGUUUUAUUACUUCAGCCCUACAUGGGGUCAUAAGUGUCUGUUCCCAAACUGUAAACCGGUGGUCUGUUUUUAACACUGAUCUAUAUUAUCUAGAUAGUCCUUGUUUAAAUUGUUCAAUUUGCCUGUGGUUUUAUGGGGAACGAAUCGGUUAUAUUUGAGGCGAGUGUGUUCACCUCACUAUAACUUAUCUUCAUCAUAGACACAGCAUAUAAAGAUGCCAUUUGUACACUCGUUAUUAGUAUCGAUGGCCUAUUUUCUUAUCAUUUGUGGUUAGUUCCACUUACAUUGCACUUUUACCCAUUGUGGAGCAUAUUACUUCGGUAUGCUUUCUGUAAUUUUUUGUGUGCACUAAUGAGUGAGAUUCAUUUAACACUGUAACAAAUUAUGGCUUAGCCACCUCUUUUAAUCAUAUAGCCUAAGGGCGCUUUCACAACUAAUAGUCCGUUUGCUGAGUCCAAAUUAGAGUGAAUUUUAUACUUUUGUUUUGGUUUCACAACGCACGUGAAUUAAAUGAACCAAAAAAGCAAAACGACUUUGGCUGAGGGAAAAGUUACUUCUAAAACUCUUUAAUUCAGUGGUCAGAAAUACUCAAGUGCAUGUACAUAUCACAAAAUCACUUAAGCACAGAGAACACAGUCGGAAAUAAAUAAAAAUUAGCUAACUAUAUAAAUAACAUUUAGACUUCCACAUACAGCUUUAGCAGCUCACAUCUGCAAAGAAAUGUUAGCCGCAACCCAUAAUACACAGCAUGUUUGGUUUUCUUCCUGCAGUUGGGUCAAUUCAGGGUUACUCACUGCAGCAAAACGGUACUAGAGCUCAUUGCAAACGGACUGAGACCGUCUUACGCAGGCUAUCUCGGACAAGUUGUCCAAACCUGAGUGUGAUUGCUGUGGUCUCACUCUCACUGCCUAAAUGAACGUAAACCCAGAGACAAAAUGCAAAUUUCAUUAUGUGAAAGCAUCCUUGGAUUAAAUCAUUGGAAUAUUUUUGAUAUAGGGCAAAUAAAGUCAAGCCUAAAAGUCAAGUCUAGUUUAAUGUCAAGAGUUACUACUAUAUUAAUAUGGAAAGCUGCUCAGGUCAACUCAGAGUUUAUCUUACGCAUAAUGCUAUGCUACAAUUAAAGUGAUUGUUUUAGUGUUUGUGUUUUUGAGGAUCAUCGACCAAAGGUGUAUUUGUGAGCUUUACCUGUAUUUGAGAUGUUUUACUCAUGUCUUUCUAACAAUUUAACCAAUGCAACAUUUCAAAACUGGGUAAAUGUGUUGUGAGCAAUAUGCAUUUCUUGCAUCUGAAACUGUCUCCAGGAAACUGAGUAAUGGGUUUAAAAAAAACUAAAACCGUAUUAUCCUCCCCUUUUACACUUUUGAUGACUGCGGUGACUCAGCAAAAAAAUCUGUUACGCUUGUGAUCUGUGUGCUGAACAUUAGGAGGACUGUAAUUUAAUAAGGUGUUGAUGUAUUGCAAGUUAGUCCCUAAAUUCUUAAUGACAACCUGUGCCUUAUUCCUCCCAGCUCCUGCUUUCACACUCAGGUUUUGUACUUUAGAACGAUGUGGCCUGCUCGCACAUACACAUGGGUCUUUCUGUGCCACCACUCAGCAAAUGAGCCUCUCCUGGCAGAGUUACACCCUGCCCUGCCCUACAGGCACUAAUCACAGGCUAAAUUUACUAACCUAGCCUCUAAAUUUACCACCUGCUAAAAGGACCAGUCUGUGUUUCUUGAUGGGCUCUAAGAAAAUAUAGAGUAGAGGGACUUUUUUCCUUCCUCCCCAGUCCAACCACAUCCUCAGCAUCACCCUCUUUUCGGAUAUGUCGAGCUGAAAGCAGAAAUUCUGUUGUUUGUGUAGUCUGCCUGGCUUCCACACCGUUUGGGCGCUAUGCUAAAGUUAGCAUUAGCAAGAGGCUAACACAGGGCUCCAUUGAAACAUUUUGAGCACCCUGUUGUCUUGCUGCUUGAGGCAGGGUGGAGUUGAAAACCUCAAUUAGCCGUUAUUUGGUAAAGGGUUGCAACGGUAUGUUUAAGGCCCAGUGGCCAUCGUAUAUUUAGUUCACUCCUUGUCUUUGAGAAUUGUUAUCUGAUUCUGAAAGAUGGCCAGCCGUGAUGACAAGGAAUAAAGUUUUUCUUUUAAGUUGCUUUUAAAGUGUGCCUCGUAAAUAUGAUCUAAAACUGUGGGGUUUUCUGUAUCAAAUGACUCAUAGAAUCUUAAAGCAGCUUCUCUGUCCUGGGGAAACUGUUCCUACACUUUGUUCCCUAUGGGAAAGUCGCAUGUGUCAGACAUCGCAUGUGCCACAUGUUGCCCAUAUGAUCUGUAAAGCAGGCUCCGUGCCAUCAUUACAGAAGAAUAAGGGAUGUCGGCUCUCUGCUUUGUUCACUAACAUGCCUAUAUAGCGUUCUAUUUUGACCUCUAAAGAGAGGUCUCUGUGUUUUUGUUUGGUAAGGGAUUUAAAAAUCUAUCAAGAAGAGUAAAUUUUAGGAUUGACUAUGAGCUUAUCUUUCCUAUGUAGAGGAGGAGCAUGGUCUCUAGAAAGUCUCAGCCAACCCUUACCUUUGAUCUUGGAUGAAAUUUAGCUUGGCUUUAUAUACAUAAGCUCUGACCUUACAGACUUUGGAUUUGUACUUUUAGAAUUAGUGUCAAGAGAGUUGUGUAAUACUUUUAUGCAAACACAUUAACAAGAUAAUUAUGUUUACAUAACUCUUCUCCCUAAUAUGAUGAGUGUGAUGUAACCGUGGUUCGCUAUAGUUUCACUUUAAUGCUCUACAUGCACAUUCGUUGCUGAAUGAAUGCAGGCAACGUGCUGACAGGGCUUGACAAUGAUGGGCGCUAAUGGUUGUCAUUGUGCAUCCCAGAAUGCUUUAUACGUCCUGACCAAUCACAACGUCCGUAUCAAAAGACACAGGCUGGAGGAGCUCUUAUCAGACAAAUAUAGACUAACAAAUUAUAUUCCUCCUAUGCUUUUGUUCUUGCUUUCUAUCGGCUGGAAAAAUUAGAGUGUUUCAGCAUUGAAAUGUCUGUUUACUCCCUGACCUUUUUUUUGCUUUCCACUUUCAUGCUUUUGUCUAAUGCAUAAACUUCAGUUUUUUAAAGCCAAUGAAUACAAUGGUUGUAGUUGUCAUUAUUGGUGCUUUGCGAAAUGCUUCAUUGUCUUAAUAUUACCAAUAAAAUCAUCAAGUGUA
Messenger RNA from Tachysurus vachellii, 5958 nucleotides. RefSeq names its product suppressor of cytokine signaling 5b (gene socs5b). The record is from RefSeq and is a predicted model, not a curated record. The coding region runs from base 331 to 2010 and encodes 559 amino acids. Gene Ontology annotation, biological process: intracellular signal transduction; phosphatidylinositol phosphate biosynthetic process. NCBI's taxonomy places the organism in Eukaryota, Metazoa, Chordata, Actinopteri, Siluriformes, Bagridae. Gene Ontology annotation, cellular component: phosphatidylinositol 3-kinase complex. The transcript is spliced from 2 exons. Gene Ontology annotation, molecular function: 1-phosphatidylinositol-3-kinase regulator activity.